AUGCGCAUUGAUGACUUCUACACUGACUUCUCCCAAGAGGAAGAGCGCAAGCUGUUUGAGCAAGUUCUCUUGGAGUUUCAGGCCGACAACAAUCUUCCGGAUACGUUUAAUGAGCGUAAAUCUACCUACCGUCUUCUGCAUUUAGCACGCAGCAUGGUGAUUGGCGUUGACCCGCUGCCAAGUCGCCAGACACUGGGAGGGAAAGCACUGGGUCGCUAUGCAGUAGCUUGUGAAAACAUCGAGCGGGCACAUUUAUUGGGCUGUAUGUUGUGGCUGUAUGGUAAGCAAGUUAACUAUGGUCUCUUCAAAGCUGGCUCACGUCAUGAUGGAGUAGCCAUCGCUCAGCAAAUGGAGCAGGUGAUGAAGAGAUGA
Phytophthora nicotianae INRA-310 is the source of this 372-nucleotide messenger RNA. RefSeq lists its product as hypothetical. NCBI's taxonomy places the organism in Eukaryota, Oomycota, Peronosporomycetes, Peronosporales, Peronosporaceae. The record is from RefSeq and is a predicted model, not a curated record. The transcript has 2 exons. Bases 1 to 372 code for a protein of 123 amino acids.